Molecule: messenger RNA, 831 nt
Organism: Suillus subaureus
Lineage: Eukaryota; Fungi; Basidiomycota; Agaricomycetes; Boletales; Suillaceae
Exons: 6
Coding region: 1-831 (276 amino acids)
Source: RefSeq, a predicted model, not a curated record
AUGCCUCAUUCACGAAACGCGAGCGACACAAGCGACUUGAGCGAGACCAUCAGCGAACUUGGCUCUGUCAUCGGCUUCAACGGGAACGUGUAUAUGACCAUGAAAAAUGCUAGGAUAUCCACUGUAACUUAUGCAGAGCAGACUCGACAGAUAAUAGAGAAAGACAAGUGGAUCAAACCUCCACCAAGCGUGCACGGCGUGGAUCCAUCCAGGGUUCUAGACACGAUGCUGAGAAACAUUCACGAAACCGGCGGUGAUUGGGCUAUUUGUGUGUGUGUAGAGACUUGCGACCAAGUCAACCUCGCGAAGACUUGGUUUAUGUAUCUCUUAUGGCUAUUGGCUUUUGGCGUUGACUUCAACAAGUUAAUUGACGAGACGAUUAUGGGAAUGUCCGAAGACACUAUUCAAAACAUGGAAAGGCUUGUAGACGACCUUUCCAAUGAUAUGAUGCUCGAACAUAAUAUCCACGAUAAUUUUGACAAGCUGAAAGUAUACUUCGAACAGACGGAGCUCCUGCAGUGGCGUACCACCAGUUUGGUGGUGCCAGUGACAGAAGAAUCCGCUCGCCGCGCCAAAAUUGACAGGAAUGGCUACUGCUUGUUGUUCAAGAGAGCUAUCGAUUCGACCCCGUUACAACAAUGUAUAACAAAAUACUCCACGUUGUUUAUAUACUCCAACGAAAAUGGAGGCACUCAAGCUAUCACGCAGUAUGAGCCUCCGCUGCUGCUACUGGACUCCUCAUCCGUAGGCACCGAGAGUCAAAGAAAGUACGGCGCAAUGGCUCUGAAGGUCGAAGACGGGCGAAUGAACCUAGAGAAAAAGAAAGAAUAA